CCAAGUUUGUGUUCCCCGUCUCUCUUCAGGCCAAGAUGGACAAUCAGGUGCUGGGCUACAAGGACCUGGCCGCCAUCCCCAAGGACAAGGCCAUCCUGGACAUCGAGCGGCCUGACCUCAUGAUCUACGAGCCCCACUUCACCUAUUCCCUCCUGGAACACGUGGAGCUGCCCAGGAGCCGGGAGCGCUCGCUGUCACCCAAGUCCACGUCCCCCCCACCAUCGCCAGAGGUGUGGGCGGACAGCCGGUCCCCCGGGGUCCUCUCUCAGGCUGCGGCCCCGAGAACCACUGGAACUCCCCGGACCAGCCUGCCCCAUUUCCACCACCCUGAGACCACCCGCCCGGAUUCCAACAUCUACAAGAAGCCUCCCAUCUAUAAGCAGAGAGAGUCCGUGGGAGGCAGCCCUCAGAGCAAGCACCUCAUCGAGGACCUCAUCAUCGAGUCGUCCAAGUUCCCUGCGGCCCAGCCCCCUGACCCCAACCAACCGGCCAAGAUCGAGACUGACUACUGGCCCUGCCCCCCUUCUCUGGCUGUCGUGGAGACAGAAUGGAGGAAGCGGAAGGCCUCUCGGAGGGGGGCAGAGGAAGAGGAGGAGGAGGAAGAUGAUGAUUCUGGAGAGGAGAUGAAGGCUCUCAGAGAGCGUCAGAAAGAAGAACUCAGUAAGGUCACUUCCAACUUGGGAAAGAUGAUCUUGAAAGAAGAGAUGGAAAAGUCACUGCCUAUUCGAAGGAAAACCCGCUCCCUGCCCGACCGGACACCCUUCCACACCUCCUUGCAUGCAGGAACGUCCAAGUCUUCCUCUCUCCCCUCCUACGGCAGGACCACCCUGAGCCGGCUACAGUCCACAGAGUUCAGCCCGUCGGGGAGUGAGACUGGAAGUCCAGGACUGCAGAACGGAGAGGGCCAGAGGGGGAGGAUGGACCGGGGGAACUCCCUGCCCUGUGUGCUGGAGCAGAAGAUCUAUCCCUAUGAAAUGCUAAUGGUGACCAACAAGGGACGAACCAAGCUGCCUCCGGGCGUGGAUCGGAUGAGGCUUGAGAGGCACCUGUCCGCCGAUGACUUCUCGAGGGUAUUUGCCAUGUCUCCCGAAGAGUUUGGCAAGCUGGCUCUGUGGAAGCGGAAUGAACUCAAGAAGAAGGCCUCUCUUUUCUGAAGGCCCCCGCCCUCUCCCGAUGGACCCGCACCCCUGCUGCUUCAGACCUCUGGAGUUGGAGUCACCAGACCCCAUGGAAUCCUCUUCCCCUGGUGGGCUGGGAGGGGUAGUGGGAGAUGGGGCAGAAGUCAGGUAGGCUCUGUUCCUCAGGUGGAGGGGGGCCCAGACCUCUCGGCCCUGGGCGGUGGGCUGCAGACGGUCUUCCUUGUCAUGGCCUGGGGGCCGCCUCCUCGCAUUCCUGGCCCUCACUGCACAGGGCAAACCCAGCCUGGGCGCUCGGACACACAGAGUUCAUGUUGGUGUCCCCUCCCAGACCCUUGCUCCCACACGAAGGACCCCAGCAGAGGGUGAGAAGGAGUGACGGGGCACUUCGUGGUCAGGCCUGUUGGCUGUCUCAAACAGUGGGAGGGAGGAGGCCGGGCGGGCGCACCAGGCAGGGAGCGCCCCAGGACCCUGUCCAUGCCACCCAGCACCCCUCCUCCACUCACUCCUCACGGCUUCCCCUGCACCCAGGCCUCCUGUCUCUCUGACUCUAGCGGGAACAGGCUCCGCUCGGCCUCCAGCAGGAAGGUCGCCCUGCCCUCCAGGUUGCCCUGACCUCUGCUCGCCACCCCUGAGCUUGGAAGCCUCUUACUCCAGCCCUGUGGCUUCCCCAGAGGCCUCGGCUUAGAGCGGAGAGACCACCCAUGUGAUACCCCAGGCCACCAGCCUCCAGGCCACAUCAGCUGGGACUCUAGCACCAAGCCAGGUACUGGGCAGAAGCCAGACCUCCGGCCUCCCUUGGAUGGGGUCAGGAGGCUGGGCUCGGCGCCCUUCUGAGUGUCCUGGCUACCAGCUCCCACCCGUACCCAUGCACUCCUCACUAUACUCUCUCAAGAAUGUAAUUUAUUGGGGCCCCCCCAGCAGCUUUCCUCACCUCACUCCCUGUCCUACCUUGAUCACACUCCCGGCUUUACUUCUCUCCAAAUACACAUGUGUAUAUAAUUAUAUCUAUAUUUUUGCCCAGGUCUGGGUGUUGUUCCUGCCCAGACCCUGGCAUCCCGUUCCACUGUGUGUGUGACAAUGCUGGGGGAGGGGGACUCUGCUUGGAAUUAAAAGGUUGCAUCAGGUCCCUAAA
Molecule: messenger RNA, 2271 nt
Organism: Carlito syrichta (Philippine tarsier)
Lineage: Eukaryota; Metazoa; Chordata; Mammalia; Primates; Tarsiidae
Gene: DMTN
Product: dematin actin binding protein
Exons: 13
Coding region: 36-1154 (372 amino acids)
Biological process (GO): lamellipodium assembly; actin filament bundle assembly; cytoskeleton organization
Cellular component (GO): actin cytoskeleton; plasma membrane
Molecular function (GO): actin filament binding
Source: RefSeq, a predicted model, not a curated record